GCAAGUAUUAUAUACUUUGAGCUGGAGGUCACAGUAGGUAAAGCAAAUGCGAAACACCGAUACGUGGAUAACGUACAAAAAGACCUACGAGUAAUCGAACUAAAUCAGUAUAAGCAUACUGCAUGUUGACUGCAACCGAGAGCAAGAUGGACUUCCCAACCAGUCUGCCCACUUUUCAAUUGUUGUUGGUGUUUGUCUGUUCGUUUAUUGUAUCCAUUUGGUUUCUCCGAAGGCGAUCCUUUUACCGUAGGUUGCCUCCAGCUCCCUGGUACAUACCAUUCAUUGGCAGUCGGCAACUUUACAGCUCGACUAUGCACCUAGACCUCACCAAAACAGCGGAGCAAUAUGGCGGUAUAUAUACACUGCAUCUGGGUACCAGUCCACUUGUUGUUCUAAGCAACUUCGCCGCCAUCAGGGAAGGGCUGGUCAGACAAGCUGUAGAUUUCAGCGACAGGUUCAAAUUUCCCUUCACCAUGAAAGAAGCGAAACUUGAAGGUAGCAUUCUGCUAUCUAAUGGGAUUCCAUGGUCAGCCCGUCGUCGUGUCGCAAUAACUGCUCUGCGUUCAUUCGGCAUGGGCAAACGUAGUCUAGAGAAUCGUAUCAACGAAGAGGCUAGAUAUCUAUGCGAUGCUAUGGAUCAAAGCAACGGAACGCCAUUCGAUCCUGCACAUCUUGUGAAGAGCGCUGUCUCCAAUAUCAUUUGCACCAUAAGCUACGGGCAGCGUUACGAUUACAACGACCCAGUGUUCAAGAGUCUCUUGGCAAACCUCGAUGUCUUCUUCAGAGCAUCCGCAGUAGAGACCAUUCUUUGGGGGCUACCCUUCGUAAAUUGGUUCCCUCCUUUGAAUAAAUUUAAAGCUGCUUUCGAAGCGGCCACGAGUUUCAGCAGGCAAAUGGUACAGUCGCAUCGAGCAACCUUUGACCCCGAUAACAUCCGGGAUAUGAUUGACGCAUUUAUUCUGGAAAGAGACAAACACCAGGAUGCUAAGAAUGAGUUGAAGGAAGCAUUUCGGGAGGAUUUGAUUUGGAGAGCUAUCCAUGACAUGUUUGCUGCAGGAACGGACACCACAACGUAUACAAUCUUGUGGCUUAUUCUCCUCUUGAUGAAGUAUCCAGAUAUACAAACCAAGGUGCAAAAGGAAGUUGAUGACGUCAUUGGACAGACCCGCCCACCAUCGGUUGCCGAUCGUGCCCAUAUGCCAUACACAGAGGCAACACUGAUGGAAGUACAGCGCUAUCGUACAGUAGCCCCCUACCUACCACCUCGUGCUGUACCCAGAGAUGUGGAGAUUAUGGGGUAUUCUAUCCCCAAGGGUACCCAGAUAUGGGUGAAUCUGUGGGGAGCACUGAAUGAUCCCUCUCAUUGGGUUAACCCAGACAGUUUUAACCCUUCUCGAUUUCUGUCUGAUGAUGGUCAACAGGUCGUCGUGCCGGAGGCAUUCAUACCCUUCGGAGCAGGUCGUCGGGCAUGCGUGGGUGAACAUCUCGCCAAGAUGGAACUCUUCGUUUUCUUCACCAACUUCAUGCAGAGGUUUACCUUUAUUCGUGACGGUACAUCGGGUCUAGACAUGACUGGCAAGAUUGGUAUUACGUUUGUUCCUCGUCCAUAUCAAACCAUUGCCGUCAGAAGAUGAAGCGUUUCUUUCUUUUUUUAGACCUGAAUCAUAAUGACAUCACACUUUGUUUACAUGCUUUCCUCUUGGAGGCAGAUGUGGAAGACGGUCAUCAAGCUCCUUCUAUAAGGGCAUCCCUCUUUAUUUCUCAUACAAUUAUUCCUCUGAAGUAGGAUCGGUCAGUUGGCCAACCCACCCCCCACCCCAAAAAAAACUGAAAAAAAAAGAAUUGAAAAAAAAAGAAUUGCAGUUUCACCGUAUUGUAUCUUGCUAUAUUUAUUGCAAUGAGUCUAUCACGAGAUAUCACGAGUUGAACAAACUACAUGUAAUAUGUUUUCCCGGCAAUUUUAGAAUGUUUAUCAUUCGAAUUCACCGUUUCUAUUCAAAUUCGUCCAUCAACAUCGAUUUAGUGCACUUCCAAU
Molecule: messenger RNA, 2035 nt
Organism: Patiria miniata (bat star)
Lineage: Eukaryota; Metazoa; Echinodermata; Asteroidea; Valvatida; Asterinidae
Product: cytochrome P450 2J2-like
Exons: 4
Coding region: 123-1634 (503 amino acids)
Biological process (GO): xenobiotic metabolic process
Cellular component (GO): cytoplasm; intracellular membrane-bounded organelle
Molecular function (GO): heme binding; iron ion binding; oxidoreductase activity, acting on paired donors, with incorporation or reduction of molecular oxygen, reduced flavin or flavoprotein as one donor, and incorporation of one atom of oxygen
Source: RefSeq, a predicted model, not a curated record